CUCACGUUAGUAGGUUUGCGCUUUAUUAACCCGUUUUCGUGAAACGAAACAAACCGUGCCAUCGAAGGUGAUAAAACGACUCGAAACCCAGUUGUGAUUGAUGCCAACAUGUGAUUGCACAGCGAGUUUUCGUGGUUACAUCGAUACAGAAAUCGGCGUGUUCAUCAGUGUGUAAAAAUAAAAGUUGUUGAUCGAUCGACUUCUCACAGAAGAAUGGCUAUACAUCUUCAAGAAGUGAUGCGAUCAGAAGUGGAGGGUGGCCUUGCUGGUCCAGCUAAUCCAAUACCGAGUCAGUCGAUAGAUUGCGGUUGUGGACUACUACCAUGUCCGAAAUUAGCAAAAUUUGCAACUCGCCGACUUUUCGUUGGCUUACUCUCGUGGGUUGGCUUCAUUCAAGCCGCUGCUUACGCGUAUCUUUUCAUAGCAGGACCUACAAUCGGAAGAAGAUUUCAAUUUGAUCCUUAUGUAAUGGAAUGGGUACUUAUAAUAUCUGAUUUGACACCUUUUCUUCUUGGAGUAGUCGUUGCAUAUUGGGGUGAUAGAAUUCACAGAGCUGCAUGGAUUGGCGGUAUAGUUCUUUUGCAAAGCAUUUCGUAUUUUAUUAUGAUAAUUCCUCAUCUGACGCAUCAGACCAAAGUUAUCGAAGAAACCGAAAACAUGACACAUAUGUCGAUAUACGCAGAUGAUAGUCGAGAUCUGUGUUUCGACGCUUCUUCUAGGAUUGUUGCAAAAGAGAAUGAGCCCUGUUAUUUCACAUUUUCAAUGAUCUUCAUUGUACAAAUUAUAUCUGGUAUUGCGAACAUUGCGUACUUUGCGUUAGGUAUAUCUUAUUUAGACGAUAAUACAAAGAAAAAACACAUAGCUGCUUUCAUUGGUGUUCUCAUUGCUGCGAAGAUUUUCGGUAUUCUGCUAGGAUCUAUCUUGGCUUGGAUUUGUCUCAGAGUCGACGCAGUGACUUUGAGCUUGAUAAAGUCUUACAGAGAACAAAUCGGCGCAUGGUGGUUGGGGUUACCAAUUCUAACGAUACUACUCAUAGUUCCUGGUUUACUUCUUUCAUGGUUCCCUCAAAUGUUACCAUCUGAGGUUGUCGAAAAAGCUGCUGCCUCGUUACUACAUAGUUCCAACAAUCAAAAUCGAACAUCUCGCAGAUUGGUUAGUCGAAAAGUUGGUAAUUCCAAUUUCUGGCCAUCGGUCGGUAGACUGUUCAUUAAUAAAACUUUGAUUUGCCAAGUCGUUUCUUGUAGUCUUUACAUUAUGGCGAUUGUGCAUUUUAUUAGUUUUGAAAAUCUCAUUGCACAAUCAAGAUUUCACGUACCAAAGCCAAGUGGGAUGUUACUCGGCUUUGAGGAUCCAGCUUCGUCAAGAUUAAUAUUAAAUAUCUUGAAACCUAUUCUAGUCGCCUUGAUCGUGAUCGUUUCUGGCUUGGUUAUUUCAAAGGCGAAACCUGGUGCUAAGUGUAUCAUUGGUUACAGUAUCAUCGUUAUACUUUUAGCAUCUGUAAUUAUUUUCUCAUUGUCUGCCUCAACUUGUGAGAAAAAGCCUAUUGUUGGUACCAGUAGAAACGGAUCUCUCGUGCUAUUGAAGUAUUGUAACAGAAAUUGUGGCUGCUCUUAUGACGCUGAUUUUCGUCCAGUCUGCGAUAGCAAAGGCACCUUCGUCUUUUAUAGUCCUUGUCAUGCUGGAUGCACUUCUUCCAAACUUAUAAAUGGCGUAACAAUUUACAAUGGUUGCAGCUGCAUAGAAGAAGAAAUAGGAAUGGGAGUGGAAGUGAUCGAUGGACCUUGCACUUCUAUUAGUUGUCAAAAUAAUUGGAUACUUUUCGAGUCCGGAAGUCUGUUGACGUGCAUAUUAGUUGCAUCAACUUUCGUGGGAGAUAUAUUGAUAAUCUUGAGAUCAGUCAACGUGCAGGACAAGGCUAUCAGCAUAGGUUUGUGGAUGUCGUUCUUGGCUAUACUUGCGAAUAUUCCCGGAAAAAUUCUUUACGAUGUGAUUGCAAAUCUAACGUGCCGACAUUGGGGAACUCAAAGAUCUAUGUGCCAUCUCCAUGAUGGCUUGAAACUUGGCAACUAUCUAUGCUACAUGACAGGUUCACUAUUAGCUCUGUCUGUCAUAUUGAAAACCCUAGUGUGGUUCUUCUGCAGAGACUUGGAGCUUUAUAUUCAGAAAGACGAAGAACCGGCAGCAGCGACUGAAUUGAGAAAAUUGAUGCACAAUCUUGACGUUGCGUCUGGUAAACAAGAGGAACAAACUAAGCCUGAUCAUGAUAAUAACACGCCAGUUCGAGUAGAUAUCGCGAACGAGGAAUUGAAGACAUCAACGAGGUCCCUAAAUGAAAGUCUGUCGAAGAAGAAUGUGGAAGAAGAGGAAGAGGAGGAAACAACGCUGAAGUAUGGUCCCAUCGGUCCUGGAGAUCGUCGAACGGACUCAAAAUCGUCGCUGAAUCAAACGACGCAAAAUCGAAAGUCAAUGAUUCGAAACUUAGAGUCGGAAGACGAGUUAAGUUCUAGCGACGAAGAAAGUAAAAAAAAAUCGAGUCCAAAGAUAGCAUACAAGCCGUUGAAUCUCGAUUCCGAUGUAGAAAGUGAUUUAAGCAGCGUGGAGCCAAGAUCGCGGAAGCGUAUUAUGGGGAAAGACUACGAUUCUGUUUAUACCAGCGAUCGCAGCUCUUCCGCGAAAAGCUCGCUCUUUAGACGUGAAUUUCCUAAUCCGGAUAACUACGGGGAUCCGAGACAAGCGAAACACAUAGAUGGUUCUUCGGAAACCAGCAGUUUCAAAUUCUCGAGAAAGAGGCAAGACGUUGAGGUACAGAAGAAAGGAGAUUUCAACGAAGUUGGUAUACCAAUAGUAGAUGCUCCUGUUCCGCCUGCUUCCGCGAAAGGUGUAAAAUCGCUGAUUAAUCGAUACGAACUAAACGCUGAACAGCAAACCGAAGAAGGCGAAGAGUCCUUCAGAUCAAGUGAAAACGGAACUCACUUGGAAAGUAAAAUAGGGAUUCCGCUAGUAGCUAUGGCACCGAAAAGACCUCUCUCGAGGAGUCAAUAUUCAUCAGGAUUUGGCAGUUUAACGGAUGGUAAGAUUCCUGAAAAUCGAUCCGAAUCCCGCGAAAGCGUUAACACGAAAGCAUCUAGUAAGGGCAGUCUAGGGACACUGCGCACUGAUCUCUGAUGUACAAUUAUGUUACAUAUCAGUUCUCUAUUUUGAAAUUUUAUACGAAAAUCUAUAAAGACACUUUAUUUAUUUAACACUUUUGGCUAGUUUUCUUUAUCUGUCGAGUCUUAAUUCUAUAAUACGUACAAUUAUUCAUAAACCGUUAAAGAGUGAGCUAAUAUGUAAAAGUAAGUUCUUUAAUCUUAAUGAAAUCAUAUGUUAUGAAAUCAUAUAUUGCAGAAAAUUUGUUUCAUUGAAUUGUAGUUUCGAUUGGAAAGUAACAUACAUCUAAUUGAAUUUUUGUAGAAUAGAAGAAAUAUAAGUAAAUUAAUUUAAACACUUUUGUAGAAUAGAAGAAAUAUAAGUAAAUUAAUUGAAACACUUCUAAGUACAGGUACAUAAGAAUUAAAGAGAGUAUUUUGUAUAUCAAUGAUAGUUUUAAGUAAAUAAUUUUGCCUGAAAUUUCAGAAAAAUGCUCAAAACGUUAUUAAUAUCAUAAAAAUACUUUUUUUAUGACUUUUGAAGACUAAAUUCUUUGCAUUUAAAGAAAAAGAUGUAACUUAAGAAUAAUAUAAAAAUGUAUAAAGUAUUUCCCUCUAUUAGAAAAAGGAAGUAUACUGCGACGUGCAAAGAUAAAACAUAAAUUUUUCCCAAACUUGCUCCCAAAAUUUUGCAAGGUCAGUAUUAUUUAUUAGCAUCAAAGUAUAUUUUUUUAGGAAAAGAAUAUAUUUUUCCUAUUAUAUCAUAUAAGCAUAAACGAGUAGUAAAGUUCAAUCAUAUCUAAUUUUUUAAAACUAUCUUGAACACCAAACAAGUGAUCAAGUUUUUAAAUAACAUUAACAAAGGAGUAAUUUUAGGAUAUUUAGAAAAAUAUGCAACUUAUAUUUUUUCUUAUUGGUAAUUAUCUUUAUCGAAGGAAUGAAAACAGUUCGUUACAGAAUACCAUUAUAACCACGACUGACCAAAACAGAUAUAGAAAGUACAAAUUUACAGGUGAUUGACAAUAGUUUGAAUUUGGUAAAAAUUUUCAGUAGAAGAAUAUUAGCGAUCUACAGACUUUAUAUCUAUGCUAUAAAAAGAUUUAUGGGGGAAAAAUAUAGCAGUCAGAAUUUCCAUAAAAUUCCAAUUCAAUUAAAUCGAUCGAUUAUUAAUGUCUAGAUUACAAUGAAAAUUACAGUGUUUAGCUGUAGAACUCAAACGUAACUAACUCGAUCUAUUUCCACUAAUAACGAAUCAGUGAAGAAAAGUGGAGCGGUUAAGAUAACAUACGGUCAGUUAUUCAAAAAGUGUCGUUACUUUAUUUUUAGUUUAAUUCUUCUGUGUUAUUGGAUUUUUUAGUACUCGAGUGGAAAUUUAUAUCUACUAUCAAGCGAAAUGAUCAAGAUUACUGAAAGUCGAUAACAAAUUUAUGAAAUAUAUUAAGUACAGGUUUUCUUCGUCUAAAAAUAUUAGAUGAAAUUAAUUUUUGUACUUCGUUAGAAUCUGUUAGAAAAUAAAUAUUCUAGAUUAAUGUUCAUGUAACAUCUAUUUCAUAUUAAAAAAAAAAAAAAAAAAAACAA
Molecule: messenger RNA, 4706 nt
Organism: Bombus pascuorum
Lineage: Eukaryota; Metazoa; Arthropoda; Insecta; Hymenoptera; Apidae
Product: solute carrier organic anion transporter family member 1A5-like
Exons: 10
Coding region: 214-3165 (983 amino acids)
Biological process (GO): transmembrane transport; sodium-independent organic anion transport
Cellular component (GO): membrane
Molecular function (GO): protein binding
Source: RefSeq, a predicted model, not a curated record